CUGUAAACAAGCAUGCGAAUCAUAUAGUUCACUUUUUUGGAAGAGCUCACAACAACAAUUCGCCCACCAUAUUGGAAUCAAUCGAAACCUAGGUUUUCUUGUCGUAUAUGACAUAGCGUUACCAAAGUAGUGUCAGCACUGCAGUUGAAAGAAAUGUCGAAUCAGGUGUCGAAUCACAUAUUGAGAAUUCUGGGGGUGUUGUUGGAAGAAGAUGGCAUUGCUCAGGAACCAAACAUAGCAGGAGUAGUUGGUGCAACCUUAGGCCAGUUGCUGGGAGGAGCACAAGGAUGUAUGCAAGGUGCUGUCCUAGGAAACGUGCUGUAUCGUGCGUCAACGUCCAAUACCAACUUUGGCGAAAAACUCAGCAACUUGUCGAUGCGUCAAAAGCAGGAACUCAUAAAUUUGGUGAUGAACAUAUUGGUAUCCGCAAAAGUAUCAGAAUCAGUGGUGGGCUUAGCUUAUAUUGCUGCUAACCCUGUUCUGAGAGAAACUAUACUCAAAGAAACACGAAACUAUCUGAGAAAACCUUAGAGUAGCCAUCUGACAUGUGAUGUACUGGUAACCCUUAAAAGGCAAUAGAGGACCCUACAGAAUUCUUAUGGAAGGUAGUUUUCGGCAUUUUUUUAAAUGAUAAUCGUAGCUUUCCAUACAAAGAAAUAGAACGUAGAGCUACCCACCGCUACAAAGUAGUCAAAGGAAAUCGCUAGAAAACAUGUUCAAGUAGCAGAGAUGACCUCCACGUGGUACAACUUUAACGUUUGAACUGAAAAGUAUACCAGGUGUUUCAAAUUCGACAGUUUCCAUUGGCAUCUCGGAAUCGGUAAUACAUAGAUACGAGGUCAGUUAAAUAGAGGCAGGGUUGCGUAUUUGAAUAACUGAAAAAAUUUUGGAAAGCUGAAUAUGAUUUCCAGCAACGUGCCCUGGGCAGUUGUGUUAUAUAAUGUCUAACCUGGUAGCUCUAGAUUGACUGGAUGCCGAGAUACAGCCAGUGUCCUUUAUUAAUGACUGUCUAAUCUUGCAAGCUCUGUUGUUUUACUAGGAAACAAAUCCAAUAACUUUUGAUUACAUGCUGGAAGAUUUUAGCUUAAUGUGUUGCUCUGAAGUAAGAGAUUUUGAUAUGUUGUUUGGUGAUUGACAAUCGCAGUUAUAGGAUAAGUUCAUAAAAUGGAAAGGUUACACCAUUUUUUUCUAGAAGCCUACUUGAAUGUGCUGUAAUACUUUUGGCAAUAGAUACAAUUACGUCUCAGCUUAUUGCUAUACCAACUUUAACAUUUCACUGAUAGCUUUUUCCAACGAUACAUCAUAUGAAAAUAUCUCCUCUGUACCUAGCUGAUGGAGAAAUAAUAAAAGAUAAUUUCAGAUAAAAAUAGUACAGUCUCAAAAGUAUCGAUUUUCUAAAAAUUCCUAAAUAUUGCGAUAGCUCAAAAAUCGUGCACAAUCGGAUAAGCAUAUUAUAUGGUUUCUCUGAUUGGAAACCACCUCCCUUCUCACGCCUUUACGUUUGAUACCCUUGGAUACCCUGUAUAUAUUGAUGAUUUGCAGACUGGUUUUUGAGUAGUAAGCGGUUUAAUCUACAAAAAUGCUUUUUUGGUAGCCUACCAGUCCGUCAGUCUUGAAGGUAGUGACUUCAAAUACUAGGCGUAUAACUUACUCAUAGGCCAUCUUGAAAUUUCCAACUACUGAUGCCACCUUUACGAUGGAAUAUACUUUUCGUGCACCAAUUUAAACACCCUGAUUUCAGUUUUCCAGCUUUUUGCAAAUCACUGUAUGUCAUGGAAAUUCUAAUUUUUGAGUCCAGCAUUUUGAUAGACUGGGCACUUUUGUUCCAUUUGUUGAGAACACCAACAUACAGAGCUUGAGCAAUAAUUAGUUGAAACCAAUUUUCCAUGGGAACUCUGUAGGCUUUUCUAAGGACCUCUUUUUAGUUUGAUGACAUUAUCAUUAGGUAUAGUUGUAAAUUAUCUUUAGUGUCCCAGAAAAAAGUUCAGACUCUGUAUUAAUACGAGUAUUUUGUUUACACACUUGAUAUACCAGAUUGAUGUGCAAUAUAUUACAAGUUAAAUAUUGUGCAGCACAUAAUACUUUUUUCCUAAUAUUUUGUAACAAAAUUGUUAGUACAAUGUCUUUUCAGAAAUAGUCUGGACGCGCCUUAUUAGUAUUAGUAAAACAAGAUUAGGGCUGGAUCCCCACGAGAACCAGAUGUAGAUUAUGAAAGUAAGUAGUGAAAGAUGAGGGCACUACAAAAUCACUAUUUCGUGCAAAGUUUUCUUAAAAUGCUUAAACGAAUCAAAUAAUAAGAAAUAUUUUUAUCAAUUAUUCUGUAUUAGGCUGACUAUACAAUUUACGACUUUCGGGGGUUAAACUAUUUGGACUCCCCUUGAAAAUUGUUAAUACUGAACUUAUUUCAUGCAUAACACUACACAGCUGACUGUUAACAGAAGAUGUAUGUAUCCUUUCCAGAGCAUGAAAGUCUAACCCUGUAUACUUAACAAACUGUGACAACUGUUGAUUAAUUAAGUUCAAGAUUAGUUUUCGUGUUGUUUAAAUUUGGGUUGCUGGUCAUGUACUGAUUACUUGUUGUAUGCUUGUUUUUUAAAUGUUCAUUUUACUUCGCAAUUGCUUAAUUAAUACGAUGAAACCUUAUUCAACACGAAUUAUACAUGUUUUCGCAGUGUCAAAAUUGGUGAAAAGACAGGUAUUUAUGUUCAUUUGUGGUGUUUAUCUAGUACUUUUAUUUUUUUCAUAAACAUGCAUUUUACAUUUUUACAUAUUUUAUAUUCAAUUGACUAAAUAAAUACUUGAAUAGGU
Molecule: messenger RNA, 2808 nt
Organism: Acanthoscelides obtectus
Lineage: Eukaryota; Metazoa; Arthropoda; Insecta; Coleoptera; Chrysomelidae
Source: the annotation of a GenBank genome assembly